Messenger RNA from Vigna unguiculata (cowpea), 875 nucleotides. RefSeq lists its product as uncharacterized. NCBI's taxonomy places the organism in Eukaryota, Viridiplantae, Streptophyta, Magnoliopsida, Fabales, Fabaceae. Gene Ontology annotation, biological process: regulation of DNA-templated transcription. Gene Ontology annotation, molecular function: DNA-binding transcription factor activity; DNA binding. The record is from RefSeq and is a predicted model, not a curated record.
GCAUCUUUUCUAUGUCUGAAACAGCUUCCACGACCAAGCCAAUGGAAAAUGUUCCUUCACUGAUUUACAAAAACCCUAUUAGGAGAAGCUCUAGGCGAUCUACAAUGUAUCUUGGCGUGAGAAAAAGGCCAUGGGGAAGAUAUGCUGCUGAGAUUAGGAACCCUUAUACCAAAGAGAGACACUGGUUAGGCACAUUUGACACUGCUGAAGAGGCUGCUAUAGCCUAUGAUCUUUCAUCUAUCAACAUUUGUGGUAUUAACGCUCGAACCAAUUUUCAUUACCCUUUUCUCUCUCUUCCGCCACCUCCUUCUAUCUCAUUGCCUCCUCCACCGCCGCCACCUACCCCGGAGGAGCUGCAUCAAAGUGUCGGAGUUUGUCCGGAGAUGAAUUCUGUUUUCGAUGGCGAUGAUGAAUCUCUGGUUAUUGCUUCCAUUUUGCAAAGCUUUUCUAACUCUGGUAACUGUUCUUUUUAGUUUUUAUUCCAAUGAGACCUAAAAAAGGCUAUAAUCAGCAUUUGAUAUUAUUUAUGGCUUCUACACCAAAAUUUCUACGUAUCCAAUUACGUGCAGCGAACCGCUAUUUAUUCAUGUACAUAAGAUUUUAUUUUUUAUUUUUUUAAUUGGGCAUUGAAUUUCAAGGGGUUUUUUAAAUAUUGGUAUAAUGGUAAACUAAGGAGCUAUAGAUUUCAGCUGGGUUGAUUCUGGUCGAUGAAUAUUCAAGUAAUAGAAGAAAAAAGUGGUAGGAUAUACAGACUUAUACAUUUCCAAAUUACAUAUAAAAUAAUUUGAUGGAAUUCAGUUGGAUGUCAAAUUUUAACGUCUAAAAUUCAUGUAAAUUUAAAUGGUAGGAAAUUUAUCUUCUUUUUUUUUUCACAU